Molecule: messenger RNA, 93 nt
Organism: Blastocystis hominis
Lineage: Eukaryota; Bigyra; Opalinata; Blastocystidae
Exons: 1
Source: RefSeq, a predicted model, not a curated record
AUGAUUUGUUUUGUAGAUCUUCCAAAACUAACAUCAAUAACUUCUAGUUUCUUAGGAGUUAGUUUCCGUUUUCCUCGUGUAGUGACAUUGGCA